Lethenteron reissneri (Far Eastern brook lamprey) is the source of this 2571-nucleotide messenger RNA. RefSeq names its product coiled-coil domain containing 149 (gene CCDC149). NCBI's taxonomy places the organism in Eukaryota, Metazoa, Chordata, Hyperoartia, Petromyzontiformes, Petromyzontidae. The record is from RefSeq and is a predicted model, not a curated record.
CCCCCAAUGCUGACGUGUAAAUGUCAACAACGCGAGGCUGGCUGCGUUGUCGUCUUGCGUAUUUCUCGUUGUUAGUUGGAACGUAACUGUUGAUUAAAAGACACGCAAACAAUGGUGUCAAUUCAGCGAACGGAGUCGGAAUGGCAAGCGCUCGUGAACGAGUACGUGGUGUGCAAGCGCAAGCUGGAGAGCAAGAAAGAGGCACUGCUAAUUCUGUCCAAGGAGCUGGACUCAUGUCAGCAAGAACGCGACCAGUACCGCCUCAUGGCCAACCAGCUGCGGGAGAAACAUCAAGCAGUGCGGCAUAAGUACCGGGAGCUUGUGGAGGGCGACCCUACUCUUCCUCCAGAAAAACGGAAUCAGGCAAACCUUGCACAGCUGCUGAGUGACUCGCGAGAGCAGAACAAACGCCUCCUGGAGGAAAGCAAGGAGCUGAAGCAGAGGUUGUCUGAGGCACAGGGAGACAUUAAGCUCCUGCGCAUGACGAUAGCCCGACAGCGCCUGGGAGACGAGGAGGUCGGAGCGCGUCACUUCCCGGCGCACGAACGAGAAGAUCUCGUCCAGCAGCUGGAGACAGCGCGAGAGCAGACCGAGAGGCAGGAAAGGGAGCUGCAGGCGGCCUUGGACGAGCUGGAGGAGAUGCGCACGGAGCACGCCUUCCACAAGGCCAAGGCUGAGCGCCUCAACCUGGAACUCAACCAGGUGUUGGGUGGCCACGAGAACCGGAUUGUGGACGUCGAUGCCCUCUGCAUGGAGAACAGGUAUCUCCAAGACAGGCUAAAACAGAUGCAGGAGGAGAAGAUGAUCCUGAAGAGCACCAUCUCCAAGUACAAGGGGGCCCUCGAGCGAAGGAAGGCUCCUAAAAACACAGUGAAAGUUGGCAGCAGUGGACUAACUGGCAUCCUGUCAGCCAAGCAAGUGCAGGAGAUGCUCGCGGAGGAACGGUCCCCGUGCCUCCCGCUCACCCAGCAGUCCUUGUCAGACCUGCGCUCGCUCGCCCUCGCGCUGCUGGAGACGAUCCACGACAAGAACAUGGCCCUACAGCACCAGCGCAAGACCAACAAGAUCCUGGGCACACGAGUCGCUGAGCUGGAGAGGAAGUUAAAGACUCUGGAAGUGUCGGGGCUGUGGUGUCUUCCUGGCCGGACCUACAGUGUGUCUGUGGGCAUAGGUAGCAAAGAUCCCAUGCUCAAUGGGGCUGGAAGCUUAAAAUUGAAUUCAGACCUCAAGCCUCCUCUGCAGCCCAUGGUGCUCAGCAGUGCAACUGCAGGUGCUUCCGGUGUUGGCGUUGCGCCUCAGGACUCCACCAGCCUGGGGCUCUGUCGGCAGGAGGCAGAGGGGCAGGAGAGAGAGGCCUCGGCCAGGAGGCCAGACGAACCGGCUUGCACGUACAGCCACUCGGAUACCAGCGAGGCGCAGUCACAAUUCCUCGGCUUGACCACAGAAGCUGGCGCUGCUGCUCAACCAGUACUUCCUCACGACGGAAACGGCGCAUCCGAGCGUGCGAGCAAAAACGCCGACGGCGUGUCGAACCUCCCGUUUCAGGAUGUCGGCCGUGAGGAGCAGCCGUGCCAUGCAGCGAUGCACAAAACGUGCAAGACUCUGGCCGAACUGGCGAUGUUAGGAGAAGGGGCGUCCGCUCAUAACGCAGUGGCGGGGCUGUCGGUGGCACAAAUAUUGUCUGCCGAGCAGGAUUUAGAAGAGGAUGCCGACGUCCUGGAUAAAGCUCUCUUCGUUGUGGAUGACAUUGAGCAACGUGGGGCAGAAGUGGUGCGUCUUUCUGAAGCAAUGGCAGAAGUCAAUUUGGCAGAAGACCUGGUUUGUGAAGGGCUUGGCGAAGUGGAUGGCAGCCAGACGAAGGGAGAUAUCAUCCUGCAGGAUAAGCAAGAAGAUUGCGAAGAUGCUAUGUCUGACUUCCUGUCUCCUCCUGCCAGCCCUAGCCCGAGUUCUCUAUGAAAUACACCCAGCAUGUUCUCUGCCCCGGUGCUCGAGGCUGACAGCGGGGUGAUGGGGCCAAAGGAACACGUUCGACUGUAUCGUCUGGCCCGGUGUGCAGAUCCCCGGGUGGAUUUAUCCAUCGCAAAACCUUGAAAUCUGGCAAUGGCCUUUGGGAGGCCUGCAUUGACCAGUGAAUUGAGCGUGGGUGAUGAUGUGCCCUGUUGAACUCCAGCCACGGUGACAGGGACAUUGUGUCUUGGGAUCAUAUUUACUACUGUUGCAUGUUUACUUGCAGAUGUCUAUGUUGUUUGAUGUACAGUAUUUAAUUAGCGUGAUAAAAAAAACUAUCGUAUCGUGUACCGCAUUUAGUUGUGUGCAACACGGUUUAAAAGUUUGUGGAGGGUUAUUUUUCUUUAAAUAUUAUAAUAAAUGCGUAACGAAGAAGGGAAUUAAGUGGGUGUUUAGUGGAGAUUUAUUUUUCAAAAAUAAUUUCUGCAUAUCUUGGCAAUCGGGUAAUUAACAGUUGCAGAUAGUAUAUUGUACAUGGUACAUAAUGUAUUGUUUUCGCAUGUACAAUUGAAGACUUACUGUGCACCAUUAAUUUAUCAAUCAAAAAUAAAACUUAAUUUAUGA